AUGUCGGGGCAAGAGGGCUGUUGCGUGACGAAACGUCUGCAGAAUGAGUUGCUACAGCUGCUUAGUUCCACAACACAAAGCAUAGGCGCGUUUCCCGUAGAUGAUAACGAUCUGACAUAUUGGACAGGAUAUAUAAUGGGUCCUCAAGGAACACCAUACAGUGAUCUCAAAUUCAAGAUUUCAUUGAAUUUUCCCGAGAACUAUCCUUUCCACCCACCAAAAGUCAAAUUCGUGAGCCCAAUGUGGCAUCCAAACGUGGAUAAGAGUGGAAAUAUCUGUCUAGAUAUUUUAAAAGAGAAGUGGUCCGCAGUGUAUAAUGUAGAAACAAUUCUAUUAUCGCUACAGUCAUUACUAGGUGAACCAAAUAACAGAUCUCCCCUCAACGCCGUAGCAGCAGAGCUUUGGGACAAAGAUAUGGAGGGAUACAAAAAGAAGGUUUUAAUGUGCUAUGAAGAAAUCGAUGAUUACUAA
Molecule: messenger RNA, 471 nt
Organism: Saccharomyces kudriavzevii IFO 1802
Lineage: Eukaryota; Fungi; Ascomycota; Saccharomycetes; Saccharomycetales; Saccharomycetaceae
Gene: UBC11
Product: putative E2 ubiquitin-protein ligase UBC11
Exons: 1
Coding region: 1-471 (156 amino acids)
Source: RefSeq, a predicted model, not a curated record